UGCGCUCGUUUUCUAUGAGCCCCCAUUUUCUCCCUGGCAUACUGGAUGGCAGCAGAGGUCUUCGAAGAGACUUUCGCAGGGCGUGUCCUAUCCCGCAGUCUAGACGCCAUAGGGUCUCUCAUAUCAAUAACGUACAGCCAGCGUUAACGUUUAGAAAUUAGCGAGUGGGUCGAUUGUAUGGUUGCUUUCCUCAUUUAACCGGCGAAGUUUUGAUUUACUUACGCUCCUCUACGGACAAUGCCUUCCAUUAAAAGCUUGACGAUGACUUACGACGCGCUGAAUGAGUACGGAACGUUUUCGGAGGGGGACACGAUAACUGGAAAAUUAACACUGGACUUAUUAAAGGAGAUCACAGUUCAAAGCCUGUUUGUUAAAGUUAAGGGAGACGCGGAAGUGCGAUGGACGAAGAAGCACGGCGAUCGCACCCAGACAUACACUGCACACAGGAGAUAUUUCAAGCUGAAGCAGUUUUUAAUCUCAGAGGACUCCAAGGACACUGUUGUUCCCAAGGGGAUCUAUGUCUAUAAGUUUAGCUUUAACAUACCACAAGGAAGCAUGCCUUCAUCCUUCAGGGGGAGUCAUGGGAGGAUUGUUUACAAGCUGGAAGCUGCGCUGUCCAGGAGUUGGAGGAUUGACCGUACAGUAGAAAAGGAGAUCAACUUCGUCUCCAAGUCCUAUCCAAACUUUCAUUCUCUGAUGUUACAACAAGUUGGUUCAACGAACAAAGAGAUGGGGCUUUUCUCAAAAGGACAUGCACACAUGGAUGUCACGGUUGACAGGGGGGCUUAUGCCCCAGGUGAAACAGUGGUGAUUGUUGCAAAAAUCAACAAUUCCUCAUCCAGUGAAAUGACACCCAAAUUCAGUUUAAUUCAGGAUGUGGUGUACCGUGCCAACUGCAGUACCAAACAUGAAGGCGUAGUUAUCCACAAAGUGGUUGACAGCUGUAUUAAACCCCAAACACAGAAGGAGGUCAGGUGUGCAGUCAAGAUUCCUCGUGGUCAGAUGCAGACAAUCCAGAAUUGUGAGAUUAUCUCCGUGGAAUACCAUCUAAAGGCAUAUCUGGACAUCAGCUUUGCUUUCGAUCCAGAGGUCAAGUUCCCGAUUGUCAUUUUGCCUCCUGAUUUAGUUCCUGGUCCUCAGCCUGGCGUGGCUGUGCCUCCCUAUCCAGCUGGGGCUACUGGGGGCUCAAGUAACAGCGACUUCCCUCCCCCAGCAGUGUCUAUGGGUACUUAUCCUGCAUCCCCACAUUCAGGCAGUUAUGAAUACCGAGGUGCUCAAAGGUAUUCAGCACCACAACCUGCAUACCCAAAUAACCCAUCAAUGUAUGCCAGUCGACCAAAUGCGUACCCUGCUCAGCCAGCACACAUGAGUGGGGGCUACAGUAACCCAGUGCCGCAGCUGGCUUCUCCGUAUGGAUCUCCAUUUUCAUCUUCAUCAUCGACUUCUGUGCUUCACCCUCCACCUACUGUCCCAACAUCUCACCCCCCCCCAUCUGCGCCAGAGAUCCAUCCAGCCCCUUCUUCACCGUAUAACGUAUCCGAUCCUGCUCCCGCAUACAACCUGCUGCCUUCUGCACCAAUGAUGAACACAGACUUCCUAUCUCAAUCAGAUGAACCUCCUCCAGCAUAUUCCCUCCUUUUCCCAUCCUCUGAAAAAUCAGAUGCACAACAAUAGAAUGAAUCCCUAAUGACUGAAUCCGUAAAAUACUAAUAGUUAACGGUGCAAAAUCAGAUCCCCUAAAUCGGGCUUACUUAUUAGUGUCAAGAUUUAUCCGUGUUGUUAAAUUUGAAGUGUGAAUUUAAUAUGAAAAAGGCAUUGUGUACAUUAUUUACUGUUUGCUUGUUGACAAUUAUAUAGAGAAAUAGGACUUUUGCACUGUAUGUGAUAGUUGUGUUCUGGUCAGUUGUCAGGGACCUAAUUGGCUUUGUCCACCUACUAACAUAAUUACUCAAAGCUUAGUCAUCAGCACUGUGUAUUUUCCCUGUGCAGUUUACGUGCCUUGUGUCCUAAACUGAUCAUUUUUUUCAGCCUUAUAGUUAAUACCUACUCUUUCUACCUCCCUGUUCUGUGUGGAGGCCAGUUGAAAGAAAACACUCACUGUGUUAAGAAAAAACAACUUUUUAUACUUUUUCUUAAAGCAGUCAACUAAGAGGCCAAAUAUAUAUUUUCCAUUUAUUUUACAGUCUGUUGACGUAACACAGCACUUUGCAAACCUGAUUUGUUGUUAUACUAACAAAUUACCAGUGUUUUCUCUGUCUUGUAGAGUUGAAUAAACAACUGUCAGGUAAAGUU
Molecule: messenger RNA, 2292 nt
Organism: Xiphias gladius (swordfish)
Lineage: Eukaryota; Metazoa; Chordata; Actinopteri; Istiophoriformes; Xiphiidae
Product: arrestin domain-containing protein 3-like
Exons: 6
Coding region: 238-1674 (478 amino acids)
Biological process (GO): protein transport
Cellular component (GO): cytoplasm; plasma membrane
Source: RefSeq, a predicted model, not a curated record